Molecule: messenger RNA, 411 nt
Organism: Penicillium mononematosum
Lineage: Eukaryota; Fungi; Ascomycota; Eurotiomycetes; Eurotiales; Aspergillaceae
Product: KGG domain-containing protein
Exons: 2
Coding region: 1-411 (136 amino acids)
Source: RefSeq, a predicted model, not a curated record
AUGAUGGCUUUGAUUAGUACUCGGUUCAUGUCACGUCCACUUCUUAGACUGCUUCCAUCCGGACAGUCUGUGAACGUUGGAUUGUGGCAUCGCUGUAGUGUCGCCACAGUACCACCGCCUGAACAUCCACAUCAUCCCAACCCUGGGAAUUUUGCGAAUCGUCCACGCGAACAGCUUUCAGAAAUAGGCCACAAGGGUGGAAAGAAGGGUGGAAAAGCUACCGGCGUGGGCGGAUUCCAUAAUAUGGACCCAGAGAAACAGCAUGCUAUCGCUUCGAAAGGCGGUCGUGCUGCAGGUCGGAGAAAAGCACCAGGAAACGGGGAAACCGAGUUAGAAGCCGAACGGCGUGGCCGGUCGCAUGAGCCCUCUGUGGUUCCACCUGGAUUCGAAGAAUGGAAGACAAUGGCUUGA